CUCAGUCGGCUGGCUGCUCCCGGGGCAGGGAACGGCACCAGAGUUUCCCCGAGUUCGGGAUUUGGGGACUUUGCCCAGCAUCUUGGGAGUGUUUGUGCUGCGAAGCCAGACGUGCUUGUCCUAAAGAUGUGGUGGCACUGGAGGUUUUUGGUGCUUCUGAGCUUUGCGGAGGCAUUUUGGCAUUUCACCUCACAGCCGGCGUGGCCUUCGGCAUCCUUAGUGUUCUGCAGCAAUUGAGCCUAAAAGCUUCUUCUUAUUGAGCAAAGAUCUUGGGAAGACGUAAACCAGCAUUCCCAAGUCUGGUAUUGAGGGAUUUACAUCAGCUGAAAACCCUACAACAAACAGACAAUAAAAGCUAGGUGUCUGAAGAGUAAAGAAAACCCUAUGAAAAGUCAACCUCUAAAUACCUACGUGUCCAACCUCGAUUGUGCCUUCCAGAAACACAGCCUCUACCUCACCGUGUACUUGCACGUGCUUUUAUCUCUGUUUAUGAUUAAAGAGAUGAUCUACAAAGAAGUAUAAGCCCAGCACAAUUAAGUAUGUGAUUCUGUGAAGUUGCUCUGAGGAGGGUACGUUGACAUCUGUCUGGUACUAGACUGGUGGAUAGGAAGAAGGUCCCAUCUCUGGCCUGUUUGUGGAAGCUGGGAUGAUGAAGGCACUGCAGUGGGACCGUGCGGUCGUACAGGGUUGAAGCUCCAGCCCAUGUCUGGUAGUUAUAGAGCAAUUGGAAGGGUUACGUGCAGAGUUCUGGUAAAGAUGGAAGAAUCUCAUUUCAACUCCUCCCCGUACUUCUGGCCAGCCGUGCCCACCGUCUCGGGACAGAUUGAGAACACCAUGUUUAUUAACAAGAUGAAGGAGCAGCUAUUGCCCACAGAGAAGGGCUGCAGCCUGGCUCCCCCCCACUACCCUGCCUUGCUGACAGUCCCCACCUCUGUGGCCCUCCCCACUGGUAUUUCCAUGGACUCGGACACCAAGCCAGAGCAGCUGACACCACACAGCCAAGCCCCCGUGACUCAGAACAUCACCGUGGUACCAGUGCAGUCUGCUGGACUCAUGACAGCAGGUCCCGGUCUGGUGAUAACUUCCCCAUCAGGUUCCUUGGUGACCACAGCCUCUUCUGCCCAAACCUUUCCCAUCUCAGCUCCCAUGAUUGUCUCUGCGUUACCCCCCGGCUCCCAGGCAGCCCUCCAGGUGGUUCCUGACCUGUCCAAGAAAGGGACAACCACCCUCUCCGAAGGUGGUGGGGGUGGCGGGGGUGGGGGAGUUGCCCCCAAACCACCCCGGGGCCGGAAGAAGAAGCGAUUGCAGGAGUCGGGGCUGCCAGAGAUGAGCGAUCCCUUUGUGCUGUCAAAUGAGGAUGAUGAGGACCAGCACAAGGAUGGCAAGACAUACAGUAGUUCCGUGAGCAGCGGAACUAAUGAAGCCUGGUUUCCAGCGGCUCUCUCCUGUGUGGAUUCUCUGAUGUCUAAUCAAGGGUGCCGGAUGUGUUCGCUGACCUUCUACUCCAAGUCGGAGAUGCAGAUCCACUCCAAGUCCCACACGGAGACAAAGCCACACAAGUGUCCUCACUGCUCCAAGAGCUUCGCCAACAGCUCCUACCUGGCCCAGCACAUUCGCAUCCACUCGGGGGCCAAGCCCUACACGUGCAGCUACUGCCAGAAGGCCUUCCGCCAGCUCUCCCACCUGCAGCAGCACACACGGAUCCACUCCAAGCUCCACACGGCGAUUGUCAAGCCACACAAGUGUCCUCACUGCUCCAAGAGCUUCGCCAACACAUCCUACCUGGCCCAGCACCUCCGCAUCCACUCGGGGGCCAAGCCCUACACCUGCCGUUACUGCCAGAAGGCCUUCCGCCAGCUCUCCCACCUGCAGCAGCACACACGUAUCCAUACUGGGGACCGACCCUACAAAUGUGCUCACCCUGGGUGUGAAAAGGCUUUCACCCAGCUUUCCAACCUGCAGUCCCACAGACGGCAGCACAACAAAGACAAACCUUUCAAGUGCCACAACUGCCACCGUGCAUACACAGAUGCUGCCUCCCUGGAGGUACACCUGGCGACCCACACAGUGAAACACGCCAAGGUCUACACCUGCUCCAUCUGCAGCCGGGCCUACACCUCUGAGACAUACCUGAUGAAGCACAUGCGGAAACACAACAUCCCUGACCCACAGCAGCAGGUGGUUCAGGCGCAAGCCCAGGCCUCUCAGCAGCAGCAGCACUUCCAGCCACAGGGUGGAGGGGCAGCAGGGGGCCCUUCUGGAGACACUAACCAACCCAACCCUCCCCCCCAGUGCUCCUUUGACCUGACCCCUUACAAGACUUCAGAGCAUCACAAGGACAUCUGCCUCACUGUCAGCACCAGCGCCAUCCAAGUGGAGCACCUUUCCAGCUCCUAGAGAGACCUCAACCCAGGGAGCAGAAAGCCUCUUGUGCAUAGCCUGCGCCCAGGGGCACCGCUUGUGCAGCGGCCCUCCUCGUGCAACAGUCUCCGGCCUCUCCUCCUGCAACAGCCUCUUCUGGCCGUGUAACCCUGUUCAUGGCAGCCCCUUGAACAACAGCCUGGCUCAAGGGGGUGCUCCUUCUGUGCAACAGCCUGCCUGGUAGGAGGAUGCUUCCUCGUGCAAGAGCCUCUUUCCUGUGCUGGGAUCACUUCCUCAUGCAAGAGCCCCUCCUUUCAAACCCAAAGAAAGGCCCCCUUUUGCCUUCUCUCUCCCUGUGGGAUGUGUCUGAAGGGGGGGGUGCGUGUUGAGACAUGCAUGGUGGGUGGGAUGGAGAAAUGGUCCUUGUCUGUACAGGGGCUCGGACACAUGUUUUCAGCAGACUACAGAAGAAUGUGGCAGGGUUCACAGCUGGAUGGUGUUAUUUGAGGAUUUCCUUGAGUGUCUAAGGGAGAAAUAUCCAUUCCUGUCCCUCCCACUUGUGAAAGGGAGGAAGGGUCACUCGUCCUGCUCCAAGGACUGGAUGGGAGAAACCUCCUUCUCCCCAGUGGAAGGUGAGACCAGUGCCGGGGAGGGAGAGGUGAGGCAUGUUCUCUGGGCAGGGCAGGUGCCUACACUGCCUCAGGGCUGUGGAGUAUCGCACUCUUUCUCCUCCCCUGGUGGAGAGCAAUAGAGAGGAGUCUGUUUGAGCUGGCUGCUGCCUCUCUCCCAGCUGUCUGAGCAGCAUGAUGGCCAAGGCCCUGUAGGAGUGUGGGUUCCUGCUCAAUGCCCUUCCUGCCUGUUGUGGAUGAUGCCCUAGCAGCUUGUACUCCUCCUCUCCCUACUGCUUCCCCUCACCUCCUCAGAAAAGCCUGCAGGCAUCAACAAACAACAAACCAAAAAGCAACUGGAGGGAGGGUAAGAGACUGCCAAAAUAAUCAUCACCCUUCUCUCUACUCCCUUUCCUGAAAGGCGGAACAACAGCAGUUCUGACUCUCGCACACCUGUCCUGCCCCCAGUUUCCCAAAGGGAAGGAGGAGGAGGAGGAAUAGACCAGUCUUACCAAGGAGCUGGCAGGAGGCAGGGAAAGGCUAGCUUCUCCUGCUUGCCUCCUGUCAGAGUGCUCUCCUGGGCUCCCUCUUGCCAAGACGGGCUGGACUCACAUGGCAGUGGUGGCCUCUUCUGGACCCUGGUCAUGGGAGAGAAUCCCCAAAAGGUGGACAGUGGAGAGAAGGGGAUGAAGUUCCCCACAGAGAGACCAAUCUAAUGAGAAGGGGGAGCCAACAAGGAUAAACUGAAGGCCCCUUGAAUUUAUAUAUAUAUAUAUAUAUAAAUAUCUAUUCCCCACCCCCGGCCCGCUCUGUCCUUGCUGUAACUGUUUCUAUCUCUGUGUUUAUAAAACGCAUUAUCCUGGCGAAUUUUUAUUUUCAAUCUUCGUUUGUUUUUUCCCUUUCUCUUCGUCUUCAAUUCUCCUUCCCCCUGUUUUGUUUUGUUUUUUUAUUGGUCCACAUGACUACUAGUCUUGUGUGUCACUUGUUAGUUUCUUUGGAUCAUGGAGGCUGACUCAGAAGAGAAUGAGAAGGCAAGGGAAAAAGCAUGUAUUGUUGGGAUUUAAAAUCAAUCACCCACCCAAAGCCUAUAGAAUCCCAGACUUCUGUAUGAACAACCAAUAGGGGCUUUUUUUAAAACAAACAAACAAACACCUUGUAUAGAAAUAAAUUGGUGUAAAAGGCUCCUUGAAGGUGCUGCUGUGAGCAGCCUGCCCCUGUGACGUGUGUUCCUUCCCCCUGCACCAGAGCACAAGCAUCUUGCUGCUGUGUGUCCCGGGUGGCCAUACAGGUGGACACAAGGACAGCAGCAUCUGUGCCUUUGGGCAGCCUUGCAGUUGACAAAAGGAAAGCUCUGCUCCUGAGGUGCCUGUGGCAGAAACCUUUUUCUCUGCAUUUAGUCACCAGGAUUGGCUGCAACCAGUGGAGUGUUUUCUAGCUCUGUAGGCUAGGCUGGAAGAAGCUGUCUGAUCUGCUUCUUGCAUUUCACAGGUGACAUUUCAACCCGUUUAUCCUGUAUUGAGCCCCAAGAAUGAAUGUGUACUUGAAGUAUGUGUUGACAGAAUGCAUUGGCUUGAUUUUGAGGCACUGGGACAGAGAGAAUCCCUUCCAUUGGUAGCCUGCUGCAAGGACUUCAUGUUCUCACUAUUUAAAUAUUUAAGCCCAGUUUUUCCUUUAGAUCUGUUUGGCCUUGGCUUCCAGGUGCUAGUUUUAUAUACAUCUAUCCCACUGAUUCAGAGGACCUUUGAGCACAGUGGGGCUUUUUUCCCUGAACUGGUAUUUAAACACUGCAAUAGCACUUCUAAAUCCACUUUUCUGACAAGCUAAAUAGAUGGAACUCCUGAAAUCUUCCACUGUAAAGGAUUUCCUCCAGCCCAUGAACUACUCUUGUCCUUUCUUUCUACAUCUUGUAAAAUUUUUCAGCAUCUUACAAAAAAAUGGAGUGUUCAAGCCCCGGUGCCCACAGACAAGGUCCCCCUGCUCUUUGCCUUAAGUCUGCAGAGGAUUGUGUUUGCCCUCUUCUCGCAGCACGUAGCAGCUCACGUGAGCUGCUUCUCUGGUGUGACCCCGAGAUCACCUGAAAGCUCUCCAUGAUGAGUGUUUCCCCAUUUUUACAGGUAUUGUUUGCGUUCUUAUUUUCUAGAUACUUGACAUGAGGCUGUAUCAAAGUCCAGUUGGUGUGGGUGGACCUGGGUUAUGAUGGUCCAGGUUCCUCGCUGCUUUCCCAGUUUUGUCACCUGCAAACUUUAUCAGUUUUGUUUUUGUUGUGUUGGGUUUUUUUACUUUCAAAGCCAGGUUGAAAAUGCUCUCUUGCAUCUGACCUACACUAACUUGAAGAGCGUCAUUCAGUGCAACUUUUUGUGAGCUCCUUUUUUGAAACUUGCAAGCUAGGCAUUUCUUAAUCCACUUAGUGUGUGAUUAUGUACAGUAAAUCUUUUUGACUUAUGGUGCUAGGUCAAUGCCUUACAGAAAAUUAAGUAUGUUGCACCUAUGCAGUCCCCUUUGUUAAACCAAAUGUGUAAUGAUGUCAUCUAAGAAUGAAAUGAAGGUGUUUUUUCAUAUUUUUUUUCUUACCAAAUCUAUAUUUCAUAAAACCUUUGGAUUAUAGGUUUUCGUUUUCAUUCAUUAAUUCUUCAUCUCAACAGCUUUUCCAGAGUUUUGACAUGGAGUCAUUUCAUUUGCCUUUUGGAAAUACUGUCAUGAAUGUCUGAAGGUAUUUCUCUCAUAUCCCAAGUUUAAUUAAAAUCUGCAUCAAUGGGCUA
This is a messenger RNA of Apus apus (common swift), 5728 nucleotides long. It is a transcript of the gene ZNF384, whose product is annotated as zinc finger protein 384. The record is from RefSeq and is a predicted model, not a curated record. Gene Ontology annotation, cellular component: nucleus. Gene Ontology annotation, molecular function: RNA polymerase II cis-regulatory region sequence-specific DNA binding; DNA-binding transcription activator activity, RNA polymerase II-specific. The transcript has 11 exons. Gene Ontology annotation, biological process: regulation of transcription by RNA polymerase II. The coding region runs from base 703 to 2397 and encodes 564 amino acids. NCBI's taxonomy places the organism in Eukaryota, Metazoa, Chordata, Aves, Apodiformes, Apodidae.